Molecule: messenger RNA, 1416 nt
Organism: Drepanopeziza brunnea f. sp. 'multigermtubi' MB_m1
Lineage: Eukaryota; Fungi; Ascomycota; Leotiomycetes; Helotiales; Drepanopezizaceae
Biological process (GO): L-serine biosynthetic process; dephosphorylation
Cellular component (GO): cytoplasm
Molecular function (GO): L-phosphoserine phosphatase activity; magnesium ion binding
Source: RefSeq, a predicted model, not a curated record
AUGGCCGAAACUGCUCGUCUUGCUCGUCCUAGCCUGGGCAGCAGUAUGCGCACCGGAUCAUACACUCUUUCAGAGCAUCAGCAAUACCGACCCCCACAGCAAGAUGGCCACCAGGGAAUUGACAGUAUUGUCGAAGGUGUCCAAAACACCCGCCUCGAGGCUCGAAAGCCCAUCCACCCCUUCAAUGGUGUCCCCGACGUCAAGAGCCCUCCGAAAAUCGUUGAUAGUGGCCUCAACCACACGCUGUCGCAUACCAACUGUCAGCCGGCAGCCGGAACCCACUCGGACAGACUGAUCGCAACCAUCAUCUACAAGACUCGGGCUCCCCGCGCCAAAAUCACCGACUACCCACCUGACCGCUCCCCUUCCCCCUCGGCGAACAAGUCCCGUACCAUUCCCCCAAACCUCGCCCCAGUGCGCUCUCUCUCCAGCUUCCCCCUCGAGCCGCCCCCACCAGACCCAGAGCCGCUCGACCACCUAUACGGCAGCUAUAUUUCCCCAUUAUGUCUAACCUCCUUCCUACACCUUAUUUCUUUCCUCCCCACGCGCCCCGGCUCCGAAUUCCUCACCUCGUCCCACCGCUGCCUCGAUAACUCGGACCACCCCUCCAUCGUCGAACUUACCAUCUCCCCAACACCGGACCCCGCCUACCUGACCCUUGAUGACUUGCGCAAACACGAGCUCAUAUAUCGCUUCGAGCGCGAGUGGAAUGUCGAUGUCAUCUUGCAGCACGAUACUGUUCUCCGGCGGUAUCCACGGCUUGUGGUCUUCGACAUGGACUCCACGCUCAUCGAGCAAGAAGUCAUCGACUUAAUCGCUGGCUCAAUUGGCGUUGAAGCGCAAGUUUCAGCCAUUACAGCCCGUGCCAUGAACGGGGAACUCGACUUCUCAGCCUCGUUCAAGGAGCGGGUUGCCUUGUUAAAGGGAGUGAAGGCGGACAUCUUCACCAAGUUAAGGACAGUCAUAAAGCCGACCAAGGGGGCGAGAGAGCUAGUCAGAGCGCUGAAGCGCAUGGGUGUGAAGACGGCUGUGUUUUCAGGCGGUUUCAUCCCGCUCACGCAGUGGUUGGCUGACGAUUUGGGAAUCGACUAUGCGUUUGCAAACACCAUAGCCUCGGACCCUGUCACAAAUGUUUUGACUGGCGAAGUCGUCGGUACAAUCGUCAACGCGGAUAGAAAGCGGGAUCUGCUGCUCGAGAUUGCCGAAAAGGAGAAGGCGCCGUUGGAGCAGGUGGUAGCUGUAGGUGAUGGCGCGAACGAUUUGCUGAUGAUGAAAGCGGCUGGGCUGGGCGUGGCGUGGAAUGCGAAGCCGGUGGUGCAGAUGGAGGCUGAGGCGCGAUUAAAUGGGGAGAGCUUGUUAGAUUUGCUGCAUGUGUUUGGAUUUACUGCCGAGGAGGUGCAAGCUUUGAUUCGAUGA